AUGUUGGAAAAGAAUUCCGCCAAGCAUUCUUCUCGGCCACAUCUUGUCUUUGCCAAUGAACUUGCUGGAUGGAGCAAAUUACCAUCAAGCCAAGGCAAUACACCUCUUCUCCGAACCUAUCGCCGAGCAAUCAAAAGAGCAAUCGGAAAUCGAGAAUCUGCGGCCAAGUUUGACAGUCUACUCGAAUUGGAGGCCCGUCGAUUUACAUGCCGAGUACUGCUUACACCUGAGAAGUUUCUUGAGCAUAAUAGAACCGCCGCCGGUGCUUUCAUUCUAAAUGUGAUAUACGGCUAUAAUAUCGAACCCCAUGGCGAAGACCCAUUGGUACGCCUAGCUGAUCUCGCAUUGUCACAAUUUUCUGAGGCCAUUGCGCCAGGUGCAUGGCUAGUCGACUUGAUCCCAGCAUUAAAGUACUUACCAGAGUGGUUCCCUGGGGCGGGAUUUCAACGAAUUGCUCGAAAUCACUUUAAGACCCUGACAAAGCUCGCUGAGAAUCCUGUGAAAUUCACAAAGUUUCAAAUGGAUCGGGGGGAAGACCAGCGGUCUUUUGUAUCGACACUUCUCCAACAAGGAGAAGAGGAAGAAAUUGUCAAAUGGUCAGCGGUGGCACUUUAUGGCGGCGGAUCAGAUACGACUGUUGGGGUCCUAGAAGGAUUUUUUCUGGCAAUGCUUCUGUUUCCCGACGUGCAACAUAAAGCUCAGGCCGAAAUGGACAAGGUGUUCGGCAAACCGACUUUCCCAACCGCGGCUGACCGAGAAACACUGCCCUACCUGAAUGCAGUCGUCAAGGAGGCACUCAGAUGGCACACAGUCAGCCCUCUCGGGAUUCCCCACCGAACAGAUGAAGAUGAUAUUAUAAGCGGCUUCUUGAUUCCCAAAGACGCAAUUCUUUUGCCCAAUAUCUGGUCAUUCAACAACGACCCUUCUUCAUAUUCCAACCCACGAGAAUUCUGCCCUGAGCGAUUUCUGUCAAGUCCAUCUGCUCUUGAGCCUGGAGAUGUGACCUUUGGAUUUGGUCGCAGGGUUUGUCCAGGGCGCCUGGUUGCUGAAACAUCUGUUUUUUUGAUGAUUGCACACACUCUGGCCGUAUUUGAUAUCCGAAAGCCCAUUAGACAGGAUGGGAAAGAGGUCGAGCCAAUGGUACAUUUUACACCGGGUAUUCUGAGCCAUCCUGUUCCUUUUGAGGCCGCAUUUAUCCCACGAAGCCAGGAGCACGAGCAACUGAUUAUCGAUUUCGAGAAAGCCCAUCCUGUUGGCAAAGGAGACUCCAAUGCCUUGGCCGACGCACUUGUUAAUUGA
Penicillium atrosanguineum is the source of this 1299-nucleotide messenger RNA. RefSeq names its product cytochrome P450. Gene Ontology annotation, molecular function: oxidoreductase activity, acting on paired donors, with incorporation or reduction of molecular oxygen; heme binding; iron ion binding. The transcript has 6 exons. Bases 1 to 1299 code for a protein of 432 amino acids. Lineage: Eukaryota; Fungi; Ascomycota; Eurotiomycetes; Eurotiales; Aspergillaceae. The record is from RefSeq and is a predicted model, not a curated record.